Peromyscus leucopus (white-footed mouse) is the source of this 15352-nucleotide messenger RNA. It is a transcript of the gene Eppk1, whose product is annotated as epiplakin 1. The record is from RefSeq and is a predicted model, not a curated record. Gene Ontology annotation, molecular function: structural molecule activity; keratin filament binding. Gene Ontology annotation, biological process: wound healing; intermediate filament bundle assembly. Gene Ontology annotation, cellular component: keratin filament; membrane; cytoskeleton. NCBI's taxonomy places the organism in Eukaryota, Metazoa, Chordata, Mammalia, Rodentia, Cricetidae.
GGGUCACCCUAAGGAGGGGCCACGCAGAUUUAAAUGCUUGUGGCGCGGGGCUCGGGUGUGGAGGGAGCAGAGAGACCGCGGACGCCGCCGCACCAGCCCUUGUCACACGCAGCAGGUCACACGUGAACCUUAAGCAAGUUCUGCACUCACCAGUUGUCCGUGAUGAACGGCCAACCCCCUCCUCGUGAUGUCGUGAUUGCCAACGGCAUUGAGCAGCCCAUUGUCCCUAAAAUCAUGAAGCACCAGUUGGAAGCCGGCACCCAUUCCAGGCCCCAAGCAGAGGCUGCCCCACCUACCACAGCCGGAAGUAUUGCUGGGGUGUAUGUGGAGGCCUCAGGGCAGACCCAGAGCUUCUAUGAUGCCAUGAAGCAGGGCCUCCUGCCUACUGGGCUUGGGCUGGCCUUGCUUGAGUCCCAGGCAGCCACUGGGGGCCUUGUGGACCUUGCCCAGGGCCAGAUGCUUCCUGUGUCUGAGGCCCUAAGGCAGGGUCUGGUGGGCCUGGAGCUAAAGGAGAAAUUGUUGGCUGCUGAGCGUGCAGUUACUGGCUAUCCUGACCCCUAUGGGGGUGGAAAGCUGGCCCUCUUCCAGGCCAUCAGGAAGGAAAUUGUGGAUAAGACCCUGGGGAGGAGAUGGCUGGAGGCCCAAUUAGCUACUGGGGGCCUGGUGGACCCAACCCAAGGUGUACGAGUGCCCCCAGAGGUAGCCUGCCAGCAGGGCCUUUUAGACAAGGAGACAUGGCUCAGCCUGGUGGAGUCAGAGCCCAGCAUGGAUGCCCCAGGUUUUCUUGACCCCAAUACCUUGGAACAGCUGCCAUACGGCAUGCUGUUGGGUAGGUGUGUACAAGACCCCAGCUCAGGGCUGCUCCUAUUGCCCUUGAAGACCACCUUCCACACCCUGGGGGGAGCAGCCAGCGCCUCCAUGCUGCUGGAGGCAGGAGUACUGGAUGAGGAGACAGUCCGCGGCCUGCAGGAGGGCACACUGGUGGUGUCAGAUGUGGGCACACGCCCGGAGGUGCAACGCUAUCUGGAGGGCGUUGGAGGGUUGGCCGGGGUUGUCCUGCUGCCUGGAGGCCACAAGAAGAGCUUCUUCCAGGCUGCAGGGGAACACUUGCUCUCAAAGAGCAUUGCACUACAACUCUUAGAGGCUCAGGCUGCUACCCGCACCCUUGUGCACCCCGCCACAGGUCAGCGUCUGUGGGUGGAAGAGGCAGUCAGGGAAGGUCUGGUCGGCCCAGAACUCCAUGAGCAGCUCCUGGUUGCAGAGCAGGCAGUAACUGGGUAUUAUGACCCCUUCAGCGGCUCCCGCAUCCCCCUUUUCCAGGCAAUGAAGAAGGAGCUUGUGGACCAGCCGCUGGCUCUGCGCCUCCUGGAUGCCCAGCUGGCCACAGGUGGGCUUAUAUGCCCCUCCCGCAGAUUCCGGCUGCCCCUGGAGGCUGCCCUGCGCUUUGGCUGCCUGGAUGAAGAGACUCAGCAACGUCUCUCUCAGGCAAUGAGCUUUUCAGAUCCCACCACACAUGACAGCCUUCGCUAUGAACAGCUGUUGGUCCGCUCUGUCACUGACCCAGAGACGGGGCUGGCCUUCCUCCCUCUCCCUGGAGAGCCCCAUGCAAAGGAGCCCCAGGGACCCACAUUUAUUGAUCACUGUACUCGACAGGCCUUGAGCAAAGCCACAACCUCCGUCUCUGUAGGGAGGUUCCAGGGCCGGCCUGUAUCCCUCUGGGAAGUGCUCUUUUUUGAGGCAGUGCCCGUUAAACAGAGGGCAAUGCUUGCCCAGCAGUUCCAGAAAGGGGCCCUGUCAAUGGAGGAGCUGGCCGCUGAGCUGAAGGCCAUUGUUGAGCAGGCUGCAGCCACUGCCAAAGUCACCUUUGCUGGGUUGAGGGACACGGUGACCCCGGGAGACCUGUUGGAGGCUGAGAUAAUCAACCAGGACCUGUUUGAGCAGCUGGAACGAGGACAGACCUCAGCCCAGGAUGUGGGCAGCCUGGACUCGGUGCAGAGGUACCUGCAGGGCACAGGAUGCAUUGCAGGUCUACUGCUACCUGACUCCCAGGAACGCCUUAGUAUCUAUGAGGCCCGUAGCAAGGGGCUCCUCAGACCCGGCACUGCCCUGAUCUUGCUUGAGGCCCAGGCCGCCACAGGCUUUAUCAUUGACCCAAAAGAGAACAAGAGAUACUCUGUGGAGGAGGCACUAAGGGCUGGUGUCAUCGGACCUGAUGUAUAUGCAAAGCUGCUGUCCGCCGAGCGCGCUGUCACCGGCUACACGGACCCCUACUCUGGGGAGCAGAUCUCCCUCUUCCAGGCCAUGCAGAGGGAGCUCAUCGUCAGGGACCAUGGCAUCCGCCUGCUGGAGGCCCAGAUCGCCACCGGUGGCGUCAUCGACCCUGUGCACAGUCACCGUGUGCCCGUGGAGGUGGCCUACCAGCGUGGCUACUUCGAUCAGAUGCUGAACUCUAUCCUGUUGGACCCAUCUGACGACACCAAGGGUUUCUUCGACCCCAACACACACGAGAACCUCACCUACCUGCAGCUGCUGGAGCGCUGUGUGCAUGACUCCGAGACGGGCCUGCACCUCCUGCCGCUUAGUAGCACACGACCCCAACUGGUAGAUAGCUCCACUCGGCAGGCCCUCCAGAACCUACUGCUAUUUGUGAAAUACGGACGGUUCCGGGGGCAGCGAGUGUCCGCCUGGGAGCUCAUUAACUCGGAAUACUUCAGAGAGGACCAGAGGAGGCAGCUGCUGCGGCGUUAUCGGCAGCGCAAGGUCACCCUGGAGCAGGUCGCUCAGCUGCUGGAGAAAGAGAUGAAGAGGUGGGCGGAUGUCACGUUGCCUGCAUUGAGGGGCCGGGUCACUGCCUACCAGCUCUUCGAAGCCCGCAUCAUCACCCAGGAGCUCCUGGACCAGGUGCUGACCGGGGCGCUCAGCCCAGAUUCCCUCCUUCACAGGGAUGAUGUUCACAGGUCCCUUCAGGGCUCAGGCACCGUGGGCGGUGUGCUGUUACAGCCCUCCAACCAGCGGGUCAGUCUCUACCAGGCCAUGAAGCAGAAGUUGCUGGCCCCUGGGGUAGCACUGGCCUUGCUGGAGGCCCAAGCGGCCACCGGAGCCAUCACAGACCCCUGUGGCAUGGAGACCCUGUCAGUAGAUGAGGCUGUGAGCAGGGGAGUGGUGGGGGCAGAGGUGUAUGGCAAGCUGAAGCGGGCAGAGCAGUCUAUCACUGGCUACAGAGACCCCUUUUCUGGAAAAAAGGUGCCCCUGUUCAGGGCCAUGAAGAAGGGCCUUGUUCCUAUGGAGCAGGCAACCCGCCUGUUAGAGGCCCAGGUGUCCACAGGAGGAGUCAUUGAUCCCACAACCCACCUCCACCUCCCCAUGCCCGUGGCAGUCGAGCGUGGCUGCCUUGAUCAAGAGAUGGAGGUGGCCUUGUCCAGCUCUCCUGAGACCUUUCCCACCCCUGAUGGCCGGGGACACACCAGUUACGCCCAGCUUCUGGAACAGUGUCUCCAGGAUAAAGCCUCCGGGCUUCACCUCCUGCCCCUGACGGAAGAUGCUCCUGUUAUCCCCACUGACACAGAGAUCCAGGAGACCCUGCAAGCAUCAGCUGGCACUGAGGAUGGUUUGUCCCUCUGGGAUCUGCUUACCUCUUGCCACUUUACCGAGGAACAGCGCAAGGGCUUCCUUGAGGAUGUGAGGGUUGGGAAGAUGUCUGUGUCACAGCUACAGGACAUGGUGCGUAGUUGGGUACACGCAGCAAAGCUCCUGGCCCAGGCCCGCAUCACUGUGCCAGGCCCGCGGGGUGAGGUCCCUGCCAUUUGGCUACGAGAUACUGGUAUUAUUACUCAAGAGACACUGGAAGCAUUGGCCCAGGGCAUAGAAUCACCUGCUGAGGUAGCCAAACAGCCUGCUCUGAAGGCCUGCCUCUGGGGCACAGGCUGUGUGGCCGGCGUGCUUCUGCAGCCCUCGGGGACCAAGUUGAGCAUUGCCCAGGCUGUAAGGGAUGGCCUCCUGCCCACAGGCCUGGGCCAGCAGCUGCUGGAGGCCCAAGUGGCAUCUGGCUUCCUCGUCAACCCACUAACCAACCAGAGAUUGUCAGUGGAGGGUGCAGUGAAGGCCGGCCUGGUAGGCCGGGAGCUGAGUGAACAGCUUCAGCAGGCAGAGAGAGCUGUCACAGGAUACUCAGACCCUUACUCGGGAGGCUCCCUUUCUCUAUGGCAGGCCAUGGAGAAGGGACUUGUCCCCAAGAGUGAGGCCUUUCCUCUCCUACAAGUCCAGCUGGCCACGGGGGGUGUUGUGGACCCUGUCCAUGGAGUGCACCUGCCCCAGGCAGUGGCCUGCAAGCUUGGCCUCCUGGAUGAGCAGACAUGCCGGGUGCUGACUGCCCCUGAGGAGGAAAACAAACUCUUCUUUGAUCCCAACGCCCGUGAAAAGGUGACAUACCAUCAGCUCAAGGAACUCUGCGUGCUGGAUGCUGACACUGGCCUGCGGCUGCUACCACUGCCCCAGGAGACUGUGCUUGAAGUGGACGACCACACCGCAGUGGCACUGAGGGCGAUGAAGGUGCCCAUCGGCAUGGGGAGGUUCCAAGGACACAGCGUGUCCCUCUGGGACCUGCUACACUCUGAGUAUGUUGGAGCUGAAAAGCGGCGGGAACUGGUGGCACUUUGUUGUUCCGGGCGGGCUGCUGCCCUGCGGCAGGUCAUCAGCAUGGUCACCACUCUGGUGGAGGCUGCGGAGAAGCAGCCCCCACAGGCCACCUUCAAAGGGCUCCGGAAACAGGUCUCCGCUGGGGACUUGUUUAGGUCCCAGCUGAUCAACAAGCAGACACUGGAUGAGCUCAAUCAGGGGAAGAGGACGGUCCAGGAGGUGACAGAGAUGGACAGUGUGAAGAGGUCCCUGGAAGGUGGCAACUUCAUCGCUGGGGUCCUUAUUCGGGGUACAAAAGAGAAGAUGAGUAUCCCAGAGGCCUUGAGAAGGCACAUUCUGAGGCCAGGCACAGCCCUGGUGCUGCUCGAGGCCCAGGCAGCCACCGGUUACAUCAUCGACCCUGUGGAGAACCGGAAGCUAACGGUAGAGCAGGCCUUCCAGGCAGGGAUGUUUGGCAAGGAAACCUAUAUGAAGCUGCUGUCAGCUGAGCGUGCUGUCACCGGCUACACGGACCCCUACACUGGGGAGCAGAUCUCCCUCUUCCAGGCCAUGCAGAGGGAGCUCAUCGUCAGGGACCAUGGCAUCCGCCUGCUGGAGGCCCAGAUUGCCACGGGUGGCAUCAUCGACCCUGUGCACAGCCACCGCGUGCCCGUGGACGUGGCCUACCAGCGUGGCUACUUCGAUGAGGAGAUGAACCGCAUCUUGGCUGACCCGAGUGACGACACCAAGGGCUUCUUCGACCCCAACACGCACGAGAACCUCACCUACCUGCAGCUGCUGGAGCGCUGUGUGGAGGACCCCGAGACGGGCCUGUACAUGUUGGAAAUUGUAAAGAAGGGAGAAAACUACGCGUACGUUGACGAGGCCACAAGAAAAGCUCUGCGAUCCAGAACUGUGAAAAUGUACGUCGGGAAGUUUGCAGGCCAGACGGUGUCGGUGUGGGACCUGCUGUCGUCACAGUACUUCACAGAAGGAAGGAAAAGGAAGCUUUUGCAGGAGUACAGAGCCCAGAACAAAAGCCUCGAGGAACUGCUGGAGGUUAUCACCGCCGCCGUGGAAGAAACAGAGAAGCAAAACCAAGUAUUCAAGGUGGCAGGCAUCCAUGGUGACGUGACCGCUGCGGAACUGUUCAACUCUGGGAUCCUUGAUAAGAAGACCCUGGAUGGGCUUCACAGUGGAGACAGAGGGUGCCAGGAUCUCCGCCAGCUGGAGCAGGUCAAGCCCUACCUGGAAGGCAGCAGCUGCAUUGCUGGGGUGACGGCACCCGUCACCCAGGAGGUAAUGAGCUUCUAUGAGGCCAGCAAGGAAGAGCUCAUCCCAGCAGGAUUUGCAGCCCAGUUGCUGGAGGCACAGGCUGCUACUGGGUAUCUCAUGGACCCCCGCAGCCACCAGAGGCUGGGGGUGGACGAGGCCAUAGCCGCUGGCCUGGUGGGCGAAGACCUGAGAGAAAGGCUUUUGAACGCUGAGAAGGCAGCUAAGGGCUACAAAGACCCAGCCACAGGGGAGACCAUCCCACUCUUCCAGGCCAUGGAGAAGAAGUUGGUGAGGAGGGAGGAGGCCCUGAGGCUGCUGGAGGUACAGGUGGCCACAGGCGGGGUCAUUGACCCUGCGCACCACCACCGAGUCCCCCUGGACACGGCGUGCAGGCGCGGCUGUCUGGGUGAUGAGACAGUGGUACUCAUAGCUGAUCAGAAGCUCAUGAGGAAAAGGUUUGUGGAUCCCAACACCCAGGAGAAGGUCACCUACCAGGAGCUCCAGGACAGGUGCCAGAGAGAGGAGAAGUCAGGCUGGGCUCUGUUCCCAGUGGUCAAGGACAAAAAGGACAUGGAGUAUGUCGACGAGGCCACCAAAAGGGCUCUGGAGGCAGAGCAGGUGGAGGUGACGGUGGGGAGGUACAGAGGCCAGAGGCGAUCGGUGUGGGAGCUGCUGAACUCGGAGUAUGUGUCAGAGGAGAAAAAGAUUGAACUGGUGAAGUUGUACAAAGAGAACACAGCCCGGGCCCUGAAGAAAGUAGUAGAAGUUAUUCUGCAAAUGAUUGCAGAGAAGGAGGGGAAAAACAGGCAGAUCUGGUUCCGAGGACUACGGACGCAGGUCACAGCAGAGGAAUUGCUCAGCUCAGCGGUCAUCACAAGACAGACUCUGAAGGACCUGGAGGAAGGAAGAACCACAGUAGACCAGAUCGAAAGAAAUGAAGAUGUAAAAAAAUACCUCAAGGGCACCAGCUGCAUUGCGGGUGUCCUGGUGCCCGUCCGGGGAGAGCCUGGCCGUCAGGAGAAGAUGAGCAUCUAUCAGGCCAUGUGGAAGGGCUUACUGAGGCCUGGCACAGCCCUGGUACUGCUGGAGGCUCAGGCGGCCACCGGCUUCAUCAUCGAUCCAGUGCAUGACCGAAGAAUGUCUGUGGAGGAGGCCGUGGCAGCAGGCGUGGUGGGUGGCGAGGUCCAGGAAAAGCUGCUGUCAGCUGAGCGAGCUGUCACUGGCUACAGGGACCCCUACACUGGGGAGCAGAUAUCCCUCUUCCAGGCCAUGCAGAGGGACCUCAUAGUCAAGGACCAUGGCAUCCGCCUGCUGGAGGCCCAGAUUGCCACGGGUGGUGUGAUCGACCCUGUACACAGCCACCGUGUGCCCGUGGAUGUGGCCUACCAGCGUGGCUACUUUGACCAGGAGAUGAACAGCAUCUUGGCAGAUCCUGGUGAUGAUACCAAGGGCUUCUUCGACCCCAACACACACGAGAACCUCACCUACCUACAGCUGCUUCGGCGCUGCGUGCGGGAUCCAGAGACUGGCUUCUACAUGCUGCAGCUGGCAGAGAGGGGAUCCACUGUGCACCAGCUGAGUGAGGAACUGAGACGUGCCCUUCGUGAAGCCCGAGUGACCCCAGGCACAGGCGACUUCCAGGGCCAAAGCAUCUCUGUCUGGGAGCUUCUCUUCUACCGCGAGGUGCCCGAGAGCCUGCGCCAGGACCUGCUGCGCCGCUACCAAGCUGGUGGGCUCACCGUUCAGGAUAUGAGUACCACCCUCAUCUCACUGCUGGCCCGGGGAACCAAGGAUGGGAGCCCACCUGUAGAUCCCCAAAAAACCCUUGGUAAGGCCACCAUGGAGGUAAAAGUGGGUCAUCUCCGGGGACAAGGGGUGCCAGUUUGGGACGUUCUGACUUCCAACUAUGUGAACGUGGACACCCGGAAGGAGCUGCUGGCCCAGUUCAGCUCUGGGAAACUGACUCUGCCCAUGCUGACCCGAAGACUGACCACCAUCAUUGAGGAAGCCGAGGAGACUCAGGAGUCCAGUCCAAAGAAGACUGUUGCCUCACUUCAGCAACAGGAGACUGUGGCCAGAAGCUCAGGCACCUUCCCAGACAAGGACAAGGUGGAGGACAUUGCCAGGCAGAAUCAGGAGCAGGCUCUGCGUGCCGCCACCAUGGAGGUGCAGCGUGGGCAGUUCCGUGGCAAGCCAGUUUCAGUGUGGCAGGUCCUAUUCUCCUCAUACCUGAGUGAGACCCGCCGAGAGGAACUCCUUGCCCAGCACCUGGCUGGUACCCUGGGUCUGCAUGACCUCAUCACCAUUCUUACCCAGGUCAUCGAGGAGACAGAAGAUGGGCUCAGCAGGGUGUCUUUCCGGGGUCUGAGGCGCCAGGUAUCUGCAUCUGAGAUGCAAACAUCUGGGAUCAUAGACCCCGAGACCCUGAGGGAACUGGCACAAGGGACCAAGACCCUUCAAGAGGUGACUGAGAUGGAUUCUGUCAAGCGCUACCUGGAAGGAACCAGCUGCAUUGCGGGUGUCCUGGUGCCCGUCCAGGGAGAGCCUGGCCGUCAGCAGAAGAUGAGCAUCUAUCAGGCCAUGUGGAAGGGCUUGCUGAGGCCUGGCACAUCCCUGGUACUGCUGGAGGCUCAGGCGGCCACCGGCUUCAUCAUCGAUCCAGUGCUCAACCGCAAACUCUCUGUGGAGGAGGCCGUGGCAGCAGGCGUGGUGGGUGGCGAGGUCCAAGAGAAGCUGCUAUCAGCUGAGCGAGCUGUCACUGGCUACAGGGACCCCUACACUGGGGAGCAGAUCUCCCUCUUCCAGGCCAUGCAGAGGGACCUCAUAGUCAAGGACCAUGGCAUCCGCCUGCUGGAGGCCCAGAUCGCCACGGGUGGCGUCAUCGACCCCGUACACAGCCACCGUGUGCCCGUGGAUGUGGCCUACCAACGUGGCUACUUUGACCAGGAGAUGAACAGCAUUUUGGCAGAUCCUGGUGAUGAUACCAAGGGCUUCUUCGACCCCAACACACACGAGAACCUCACCUACCUACAGCUGCUUUGGCGCUGCGUGCGGGAUCCAGAGACUGGCUUCUACAUGCUGCAGCUGGCAGAGAAGGGAUCCACUGUGCACCAGCUGAGUGAGGAACUGAGACGUGCCCUUCGUGAAGCCCGAGUGACCCCAGGCACAGGCGACUUCCAGGGCCAAAGCGUCUCUGUCUGGGAGCUUCUCUUCUACCGCGAGGUGCCCGAGAGCCUGCGCCAGGACCUGCUGCGCCGCUACCAAGCUGGUGGGCUCACCGUUCAGGAUAUGAGUACCACCCUCAUCUCACUGCUGGCCCGGGGAACCAAGGAUGGGAGCUCACCUGUAGAUCCCCAAGGAACCCUUGGUAAGGCCACCAUGGAGGUAAAGGUGGGUCAUCUCCGAGGCCGAGGGGUUCCCGUUUGGGACGUUCUGACUUCCAACUAUGUGAACGUGGACACCCGGAAGGAUCUUCUGGCCCAGUUCAGCUCUGGGAAACUGACUCUGCCCAUGCUGACCCGAAGACUGACCACCAUCAUUGAGGAAGCCGAGGAGACUCAGGAGUCCAGUCCAAAGAUGACUGUUGCCUCACUUCAGCAACAGGAGACUGGGGCCAGAAGCUCAGGCACCUUCCCAGACAAGGACAAGGUGGAGGACAUUGCCAGGCAGAAUCAGGAGCAGGCUUUGCGUGCCGCCACCAUGGAGGUGCAGCGUGGGCAGUUCCGUGGCAAGCCAGUUUCAGUGUGGCAGGUCCUAUUCUCCUCAUACCUGAGUGAGACCCGCCGAGAGGAACUCCUUGCCCAGCACCUGGCUGGUACCCUGGGUCUGCAUGACCUCAUCACCAUUCUUACCCAGGUCAUCGAGGAGACAGAAGAUCGGCUCAGCAGGGUGUCUUUCCAGGGUCUGAGGCGCCAGGUAUCUGCAUCUGAGAUGCAAACAUCUGUCAUAGACCCCGAGACCCUGAGGGAACUGGCACAAGGGACCAAGACCCUGCAAGAGGUGACUGAGAUGGAUUCUGUCAAGCGCUACCUGGAAGGCACCAGCUGCAUUGCGGGUGUCCUGGUGCCCGUCCAGGGAGAGCCUGGCCGUCAGCAGAAGAUGAGCAUCUAUCAGGCCAUGUGGAAGGGCUUGCUGAGGCCUGGCACAUCCCUGGUACUGCUGGAGGCUCAGGCGGCCACCGGCUUCAUCAUCGAUCCAGUGCUCAACCGCAAACUCUCUGUGGAGGAGGCCGUGGCAGCAGGCGUGGUGGGUGGCGAGGUCCAAGAGAAGCUGCUGUCCGCUGAGCGGGCUGUCACUGGCUACAGGGACCCCUACACUGGGGAGCAGAUCUCCCUCUUCCAGGCCAUGCAGAGGGACCUCAUAGUCAAGGACCAUGGCAUCCGCCUGCUGGAGGCCCAGAUCGCCACGGGUGGCGUCAUCGACCCCGUACACAGCCACCGUGUGCCCGUGGAUGUGGCCUACCAACGUGGCUACUUUGACCAGGAGAUGAACAGCAUUUUGGCAGAUCCUGGUGAUGAUACCAAGGGCUUCUUCGACCCCAACACACACGAGAACCUCACCUACCUACAGCUGCUUCGGCGCUGCGUGCGGGAUCCAGAGACUGGCUUCUACAUGCUGCAGCUGGCAGAGAAGGGAUCCACUGUGCACCAGCUGAGUGAGGAACUGAGACGUGCCCUUCGUGAAGCCCGAGUGACCCCAGGCACAGGCGACUUCCAGGGCCAAAGCGUCUCUGUCUGGGAGCUUCUCUUCUACCGCGAGGUGCCCGAGAGCCUGCGCCAGGACCUGCUGCGCCGCUACCAAGCUGGUGGGCUCACCGUUCAGGAUAUGAGUACCACCCUCAUCUCACUGCUGGCCCGGGGAACCAAGGAUGGGAGCCCACCUGUAGAUCCCCAAGGAACCCUGGGUAAGGCCACCAUGGAGGUAAAGGUGGGUCAUCUCCGGGGACAAGGUGUGCCAGUUUGGGACGUUCUGACAUCCAACUAUGUGAACGUGGACACCCGGAAGGAGCUGCUGGCCCAGUUCAGCUCUGGGAAACUGACUCUGCCCAUGCUGACCCGAAGACUGACCACCAUCAUUGAGGAAGCCGAGGAGACUCAGGAGUCCAGUCCAAAGCUGACUGUUGCCUCACUUCAGCAACAGGAGACUGGGCCCAGAAGCUCAGGCACCUUCCCAGACAAGGACAAGGUAGAGGACAUUGCCAGGCAGAAUCAGGAGCAGGCUCUGCGUGCCGCCACCAUGGAGGUGCAGCGAGGGCAGUUCCGUGGCAAGCCAGUUUCAGUGUGGCAGGUCCUAUUCUCCUCAUACCUGAGUGAGACCCGCCGAGAGGAACUCCUUGCCCAGCACCUGGCUGGUACCCUGGGUCUGCAUGACCUCAUCACCAUUCUUACCCAGGUCAUCGAGGAGACAGAAGAUCGGCUCAGCAGGGUGUCUUUCCGGGGUCUGAGGCGCCAGGUAUCUGCAUCAGAGAUGCAAACAUCUGGGAUCAUAGACCCCGAGACCCUGAGGGAACUGGCACAAGGGACCAAGACCCUUCAAGAGGUGACUGAGAUGGAUUCUGUCAAGCGCUACCUGGAAGGCACCAGCUGCAUUGCGGGUGUCCUGGUGCCCGUCCAGGGAGAGCCUGGCCGUCAGCAGAAGAUGAGCAUCUAUCAGGCCAUGUGGAAGGGCUUGCUGAGGCCUGGUACCUCCCUGGUACUGCUGGAGGCACAGGCGGCCACCGGCUUCAUCAUCGAUCCAGUGCUCAACCGCAAACUGUCUGUGGAGGAGGCCGUGGCAGCAGGCGUGGUGGGUAGCGAGGUCCAAGAGAAGCUCCUGUCAGCUGAGCGAGCUGUGACUGGCUACAGGGACCCCUACUCUGGGGAGCAGAUAUCCCUCUUCCAGGCCAUGCAGAGGGACCUCAUUGUGAAGGACCAUGGCAUCCGCCUGCUGGAGGCCCAGAUUGCCACGGGUGGCGUCAUUGACCCCGUACACAGCCACCGUGUGCCCGUGGAUGUGGCCUACCAACGUGGCUACUUUGACCAGGAGAUGAACAGCAUCUUGGCAGAUCCUGGUGAUGAUACCAAGGGCUUCUUCGACCCCAACACACACGAGAACCUCACUUACCUACAGCUGCUUCGGCGCUGCGUGCGGGAUCCAGAGACUGGUUUCUACAUGCUGCAGCUGGCAGAGAAGGGAUCCACUGUGCACCAGCUGAGUGAGGAACUGAGACGUGCCCUUCGUGAAGCCCGAGUGACCCCAGGCACAGGCGACUUCCAGGGCCAAAGCAUCUCUGUCUGGGAGCUUCUCUUCUACCGCGAGGUGCCCGAGAGCCUGCGCCAGGACCUGCUGCGCCGCUACCAAGCUGGUGGGCUCACCGUUCAGGAUAUGAGUACCACCCUCAUCUCACUGCUGGCCCGGGGAACCAAGGAUGGGAGCCCACCUGUAGAUCCCCAAGGAACCCUGGGUAAGGCCACCAUGGAGGUAAGAGUGGGUCAUCUCCGAGGCCGAGGGGUGCCAGUUUGGGACGUUCUGACUUCCAACUAUGUGAACAUGGACACCCGGAAGGAUCUUCUGGCCCAGUUCAGCUCUGGGAAACUGACUCUGCCCAUGCUGACCCGAAGACUGACCACCAUCAUUGAGGAAGCUGAGGAGACUCAGGAAUCCAAUCCAAAGCUGACUGUUGCCUCACUUAAGCAACAGGAGAAUGAGGCCAGAAGCUCAGGCACCUUCCCAGACAAGGACAAGGUGGAGGACAUUGCCAGGCAGAAUCAGGAGCAGGCUCUGCGUGCUGCCACCAUGGAGGUGCAGCGUGGGCAGUUCCGUGGCAAGCCAGUUUCAGUGUGGCAGGUCCUAUUCUCCUCAUACCUGAGUGAGACCCGCCGAGAGGAACUCCUUGCCCAGCACCUGGCUGGUACCCUGGGUCUGCAUGACCUCAUCACCAUUCUUACCCAGGUCAUCGAGGAGACAGAAGAUCGGCUCAGCAAGGUGUCUUUCCGGGGUCUGAGGCGCCAGGUAUCUGCAUCAGAGAUGCAAACAUCUGGGAUCAUAGACCCCGAGACCCUGCGGGAACUGGCACAAGGGACCAAGACCCUUCAAGAGGUGACUGAGAUGGAUUCUGUCAAGCGCUACCUGGAAGGCACCAGCUGCAUUGCGGGUGUCCUGGUGCCCGUCCAGGGAGAGCCUGGCCGUCAGCAGAAGAUGAGCAUCUAUCAGGCCAUGUGGAAGGGCUUGCUGAGGCCUGGGACAUCCCUGGUACUGCUGGAGGCUCAGGCGGCCACCGGCUUCAUCAUUGAUCCAGUGCUCAACCGCAAACUCUCUGUGGAGGAGGCCGUGGCAGCAGGCGUGGUGGGUGGCGAGGUCCAAGAGAAGCUGCUGUCCGCUGAGCGAGCUGUCACUGGCUACAGGGACCCCUACUCUGGGGAGCAGAUCUCCCUCUUCCAGGCCAUGCAGAGGGACCUCAUCGUCAAGGACCAUGGCAUCCGCCUGCUGGAGGCCCAGAUUGCCACGGGUGGCGUCAUCGACCCCAUACACAGCCACCGUGUGCCCGUGGAUGUGGCCUACCAACGUGGCUACUUUGACCAGGAGAUGAACAGCAUCUUGGCAGAUCCUGGUGAUGAUACCAAGGGCUUCUUCGACCCCAACACACACGAGAACCUCACCUACCUACAGCUGCUUCGGCGCUGCGUGCGGGAUCCAGAGACUGGCUUCUACAUGCUGCAGCUGGCAGAGAAGGGAUCCACUGUGCACCAGCUGAGUGAGGAACUGAGACGUGCCCUUCGUGAAGCCCGAGUGACCCCAGGCACAGGCGACUUUCAGGGCCAAAGCAUCUCUGUCUGGGAGCUUCUCUUCUACCGCGAGGUGCCCGAGAGCCUGCGCCAGGACCUGCUGCGUCGCUACCAAGCUGGUGGGCUCACCGUUCAGGAUAUGAGUACCACCCUCAUCUCACUGCUGGCCCGGGGAACCAAGGAUGGGGGCCCACCUGUAGAUCCCCAAAGAACCCUGGGUAAGGCCACCAUGGAGGUAAAGGUGGGUCAUCUCCGAGGCCGAGGGGUUCCAGUUUGGGACGUUCUGACUUCCAACUAUGUGAACAUGGACACCCGGAAGGAUCUUCUGGCCCAGUUCAGCUCUGGGAAACUGACUCUGCCCAUGCUGACCCGAAGACUGACCACCAUCAUUGAGGAAGCCGAGGAGACUCAGGAGUCCAGUCCAAAGCUGACUGUUGCCUCACUUCAGCAACAGGAGACUGGGCCCAGAAGCUCAGGCACCUUCCCAGACAAGGACAAGGUAGAGGACAUUGCCAGGCAGAAUCAGGAGCAGGCUCUGCGUGCCGCCACCAUGGAGGUGCAGCGAGGGCAGUUCCGUGGCAAGCCAGUUUCAGUGUGGCAGGUCCUAUUCUCCUCAUACCUGAGUGAGACCCGCCGAGAGGAACUCCUUGCCCAGCACCUGGCUGGUACCCUGGGUCUGCAUGACCUCAUCACCAUUCUUACCCAGGUCAUCGAGGAGACAGAAGAUCGGCUCAGCAGGGUGUCUUUCCGGGGUCUGAGGCGCCAGGUAUCUGCAUCAGAGAUGCAAACAUCUGGGAUCAUAGACCCCGAGACCCUGAGGGAACUGGCACAAGGGACCAAGACCCUUCAAGAGGUGACUGAGAUGGAUUCUGUCAAGCGCUACCUGGAAGGCACCAGCUGCAUUGCGGGUGUCCUGGUGCCCGUCCGGGGAGAGCCUGGCCGUCAGCAGAAGAUGAGCAUCUAUCAGGCCAUGUGGAAGGGUGUACUGAGGCCUGGCACAGCCCUGGUAUUGUUGGAGGCUCAGGCAGCCACCGGCUUUAUCAUUGACCCAGUGCUCAACCGCAGACUAUCUGUGAGCGAAGCUGUGGCAGCAGGCGUGGUGGGUGGCGAGAUCCAAGAGAAGCUGCUGUCUGCUGAGCGCGCUGUCACUGGCUACACGGACCCCUACACUGGGGAGCAGAUCUCCCUCUUCCAGGCCAUGCAGAGGGAUCUCAUAGUCAAGAAUCAUGGCAUCCGCCUGCUGGAGGCCCAGAUUGCCACGGGUGGCGUCAUCGACCCCGUACACAGCCACCGUGUGCCGGUGGAUGUGGCCUACCAACGUGGCUACUUUGAUGAGGAGAUGAACAGCAUUUUGGCAGAUCCUGGUGAUGAUACCAAGGGCUUCUUUGACCCCAACACACAUGAGAAUCUCACUUACCUACAGCUGUUGCAGAGAGCCACUCCUGACCCAGAGACUGGCUUAUUGUUUCUCUCCAUCUCUAAGCGCUGAAUGUUUUUAUUUUACUUUCUUAAAGGUACUUCUGUGCUUUCCUAGUCCUUUAGGUAGAUAAUCAUCAUCUCUGUAUACUUCUAUCUCUUCUUUAUCAGGGUUUAAUUUUAGGUUAUGCUCAUUUCUUUCUAUGGUUCCUGGUUUUAUUUUCCCAUGUAUGGCUUCCCUGUUUUUGUUGUUUUUCCUCUGCAGACUUCUUGUGGUUUUGGUU